ACUAAGGUAUAGCCCACAAAUUGUUCACACUCUCUCACACUACCAGACAAUGUUUUACAACCUAUGGAUAAAACUUCCACCAAACAACAACUAAGAGAACAAACCCAACAACAACAUCUCAACCAUUCUACUCCAAUACUAAGUCUUAGAAGGUACCCAAAUCCAAACCCAUUUUCCAUUUUUAUUUUCUGGGUGUCAAAAUCUCUCAAAAGUUUGUGUUUCAGAGUUCAAAUCUCACAAGGGUUUUGCUUGAAAAGGAUUCAGUUUAAUGGCAUGGUAGUGAUUAACACCACUCUCAUCUAUGCUGAAGGGAAAGUUGAUUCUACUACAAUGGAGGGUUUGAGUUUAUCUGAGAAGAAAAAGAAGAAGAAUGAAGAUAAUGUUGGUGGUUGUAAAAGAGAAACCUUUGCUGAUUUGAUUGAAGAAAAGGGUUGUGAGAGUAGUUCAAGUUGUUCUGAGUUUUUGUCAUCUGAGAAUAAUGGUAAUGAAGAACAUAGUCAGAGUAGUACUGAGGAUUCAUCUUCAUCACCUUCAUUGACUUGGUCUGUGAAGGAAAUUUCUGCAUCAGAUUGUAUCAGUCCUCUUGGAAGUGAAGAUGGUAAGAAAAAAAUACACUUGGUUGAUAAGGGAUUUGAAAAACAAGUUUCAGCAUUAUCAGAGGUUGAGAUGAUGAAGGAGAGGUUUGCAAAAUUGUUACUUGGAGAAGAUAUGUCAGGUUGUGGAAAUGGGGUCCCUACAGCAUUGGCUAUCUCAAAUGCCAUAACAAAUCUAUGUGCUACCCUUUUCGGACAACUUUGGAGAUUAGAGCCACUGCGUUCGGAGAAGAAAGCAAUGUGGCGAAGAGAAAUGGAGUGGUUUCUUUCUGUGAGCGAUCAUAUAGUUGAAUUAACGCCCAAUUGGCAAACUUUUCCUGAUGGAAGCAAGCUUGAGGUCAUGACGUGUCGACCUCGCUCAGAUCUGUAUGUGAAUCUUCCAGCUCUGCGCAAAUUAGAUAACAUGCUUCUUGAAAUUCAAGAUAGUUUUGUUGAUACAGAGUUCUGGUACGUAGAUCAAGGUGUUAUAGCUCCGGAUGCUGGUAGUAGUCCAUCCUCUUUUAGGCAAGCGCUUCAGCGGCAUGAAGAGAAAUGGUGGCUUCCGGUUCCCCGAGUCCCUCCUUGCGGCCUCCACGAAAAUUCAAGAAAGCAAUUGCAGCACAAGCGUGAUUGCACGAGCCAAAUAUUAAAAGCUGCAAUGGCUAUUAACAGUAUUACUUUAGCUGAAAUGGACAUUCCCGAGUCAUAUUUGGAGUCUCUCCCAAAGAAUGCUAGAGUCAGCUUGGGAGAUGUUAUUCAUCGAUAUAUCACGUCGGAUCAUUUUUCUCCCGAGUGUUUGUUAGCUUGCCUCGAUUUAUCUUCUGAACAUCAAGCUAUAGAGAUCGCAAACCGAGCGGAGGCUUCCAUGUAUAUUUGGCGGAAAAGGACAAAUUCAAAGCCUGCUAGUGUUAGUUCUAGAUCAAGUUCAAGAACAUCAUGGGAAAUGGUCAAGGAUCUAAUGGUUGAUGCAGACAAAAUGGAUUUGUUUGCAGAGAGAGCUGAAAUCCUUCUAAAUUCCUUGAAGCAGCGUUUUCCCGGUCUCCCUCAAACAGCUUUGGAUAUGAGCAAAAUUCAAUACAAUAAGGAUGUUGGAAAAGCUAUUCUAGAGAGCUACUCUCGAGUACUCGAGAGUUUAGCAUUUAACAUGGUGUCGCGAAUCGAUGACGUGCUCUACGUAGAUGACUUGACAAAGAAUUCUUCUGAUCAAUUCUCAUCACAUUCAAAAGUUGGCGUAAUUACUCGCAAGAGUAUUUCGGUUCCAUACUCGAUUCCCGUCCCAACCACUCCAUACAAAUCAGCUUUCGGAACGCCUACCUGUUCUCCUGCACAUCAUGCGAUUAGUCCUUCAAAGGGAGGAAAAUCUCCAUUGAUCAUCAAUAGCUGCAAAACUCCCAAGAGAGGUGUAGGGGUGAAGAAAUCUUUAACUGAUUUUCUUAGCAUUGAUACAAAAGGGAGUAGUUCCAAUGAGAAAUAAAAAACACUUGAUGAAGUGGCUUGAAAAUGUUAAAAGUUGAUGUUGGUCCAAAUAUUAUGGACAAGGCAUGGCAAGUUUGCAAGGCUAUUGCUAUUUAAUAGCCUAGGCUUUUAUCAAAUGUUUUUUUCUUUGGUUCUUACUAUGUAUAUGAAUGAAAUGAAAUACGUAGAAGGAUUCAGUUUUAUUUAGAUUUAGAAUAGAUAGUAUUUUAUAUAGUC
Molecule: messenger RNA, 2264 nt
Organism: Cicer arietinum (chickpea)
Lineage: Eukaryota; Viridiplantae; Streptophyta; Magnoliopsida; Fabales; Fabaceae
Product: rop guanine nucleotide exchange factor 7-like
Molecular function (GO): guanyl-nucleotide exchange factor activity
Source: RefSeq, a predicted model, not a curated record